This is a messenger RNA of Gallus gallus (chicken), 2527 nucleotides long. It is a transcript of the gene ANKRD33B, whose product is annotated as ankyrin repeat domain 33B. Gene Ontology annotation, molecular function: protein binding. Bases 33 to 1577 code for a protein of 514 amino acids. NCBI's taxonomy places the organism in Eukaryota, Metazoa, Chordata, Aves, Galliformes, Phasianidae. The record is from RefSeq and is a predicted model, not a curated record. The transcript is spliced from 4 exons.
GGGACGCCUAGGGAGCGGCGGCGGCAGGAGGCAUGGUGCUGCUGUCGGGGGCCGGGGAGCAGCUGGCCGGUGAGCGGGUCUGCCCCGCGCCGGGCGCCGGCAAGGAGCUGCCCGAGGCGGAGAGCGGUUCCGAACAGGGGGCGGAAGGGGCUGCCGCCGAGGGGCACGGCGAUGAGGAGCAGGAGGAGGAGGAGGAGGAGGACUGCGAGGAGUAUGAGGACUUCUCCGAGCUGCCCGACACCUGCAGCAUCGCCUCGGACGACUCCUUCUACCCGCCGGGGGGGCUGGAGGACGAGACGGAGGACAGCUGGUCCCUGGAGCAGGAGGACCGCGACAGCCCCGAGGCGCUGAGCCUCUUCCGAGCGUGCUGCACCAACAACGCCGUGGUGCUGCGGGCGCUCAUCCGGCAGGGCCCCGAGGAGGAGGAGGUGCGGGAGACCGACCGCAACCGCAGGAAUGGUCUCAUCGUCGCCUGUUACCAAGGGUAUGUGGAUAUUGUCAUAGCCUUAUCACAGUGCCCUCACCUCGAUGUGAACUGGCAGGACAAUGAAGGGAACACGGCCCUGAUCACAGCUGCGCAGGCAGGGCACAUAACCAUUACAAACUAUUUGUUGAACUAUUUCCCUGGGCUUGACAUUGAGAAGAGGAAUGUGUUUGGAUUUACAGCACUGAUGAAAUCUGCGAUGCAGGGACGAACGGAAUGCGUGAAAGCCUUGAUGAUGGCAGGGGCAAAUGUUCACACAACAGACCCAAGCCGUGGACUGACUUCAUGGGAAUGGGCUUGUUAUACAGGAAGGUCAGACUCUGCUUUCAUCAUGCAAAGGCUGAUGGAUAGACCAUGCCCAGAGCAGUUUUGUGAUCAAUAUAAACCGGAAUGGCCAAAGAUGAAGGAACUCCUUGCCAAGGCUGCAGAACCAAAAACCUGUUUGCAGAGGAUUUCUGAGUGUGUGAGGUCAGUUGUCUCGUUCCAGGCUUUCCAUGGCCCAGAAGAGGAUGGGGUCCUUGAUCACAUGGUGAAGAUGACGACAAGCUUAGGCAGUCCCUUCAUUGCUCUGUCAUGUAGGACUGUGUGUCCAGGAAGCCCGCCUUCUGUGGGAAAACGCAGACUGGCUGUGCAAGAAAUCCUUAGGAAGCAGAGAGCUGAGGAGAUCCGAUCUCAGGACAAAGACCACGUUAGCAGCUAUGAGAAAUUAUUUCAGAACUCCAAAAUCACAGUAAUCCCCAAAAAGAAGGACCGUCGAGCCAGUCUGCAGCCCGUCAGCCUCGCAGUGUCUCAAGUGAGCACCAUAGCCACCAGGAAAACAAGCCUCUUGCCGCUCCACCUGCUCAGAAGAAGCAGCGUGAGGCCGGGAUUUGUCAUCCCCAAAGUCCGUGUCAGCAAGGCUCCUCCACCCACCUUCCAACCGGAAAAGGCAAGAAGGAGGAGCAGCGCUAAAGAUGACCCCUACUUGCAGAUUCCUAAGUGGAGAUACAAGGAGCUAAAAGAGGAGCGUAAGAAGGCGGAGGAACAGGAGAAGAAAAGAGUAGCAGAGGCUCAAAGACAGAGGCAGGUGUCUCCUGCAAGAAGCAGAACCUGACUGACUGGCAGUUACUUGGAAGGUUUUAGAGCCAUUAGUCUUGUUAUCUGAGCAAGAUAACAGACUGCAUGCCAUCAUGCAUGCCUGCUGUUGAUGGAGCUGGAACACUGUAUAGCGGCCUUUAUGGUGCAGAAACAUGGCAAGGGCUAUACCACAGUGUGUCUGAUUAUGGAAGGUGAAGUUAUUUUUGGGUGGAAGACAAAAAUGUUUACCCGUCUGCUGUUGAUAGGAAGUUCAAGUGUUUUUUUUUCAUUUCCAGUUCCAGGUGAAUGACUGCAAAACUGCCUGAAAAGCAACAUGUGUGAAAGGAUCAUAUUUUGUGUUUGUUCAUUUUGUAAUGGGUACAGUUAAGGAGUUGUACUUUUGACACUAGAUAUUCUUUCCUCUCCUUGCAUUGGUAGGCAUAUUACGAGGUUUUAUCGAAAUAAUGAAACAUUUAAAAUACAUCACAGUCUCAGUGGGCAGUGAAAAUCUAAGUCUACUCUUUUUUUAAUGUAUGAAGCACUUUACGGUAUAUUAAUUCUAGUAAUCAAAGAUUAGUGCAAGGUAGAUAUUGAUCUGUACAGCUCUAUAUGGUCCGUGUGGAUACAUUUCUUAAUGUUUUUGUUCUGUUGAAUAUAAAGAGGGCUGCAUAUGAAAUAUUUCUGUAGCUGAGGUACUCACAUCAUCUGCAGAUAUAAAUCAGGGACAAUGACUGGUUUCUUUGGAGCAACAGAGAAGUUGAACUAACUUUUGUAUGACAGUCACCUCUAACAUUUGCCUCCCCAAUUAUGUUUCCCUGUAUCCACUACCUGUUAUCUCCUCUUUAGUCUCAGGGAUUUUUUUGUCUUGGCAUUUAACUGUGAAGUAAGGGAGAUGGCGAACCUCAGGUGGGUUUAGAUUUGUCUUUUUCCCUUGAUAUUUAAAUUACUGUUAAUAAAUAAAUAAAUAAGUAAAUAAGCACCAGUUUA